Molecule: messenger RNA, 1570 nt
Organism: Xenopus tropicalis (tropical clawed frog)
Lineage: Eukaryota; Metazoa; Chordata; Amphibia; Anura; Pipidae
Gene: casp1
Product: caspase 1
Exons: 10
Coding region: 111-1337 (408 amino acids)
Biological process (GO): regulation of apoptotic process; proteolysis
Molecular function (GO): cysteine-type peptidase activity; cysteine-type endopeptidase activity
Source: RefSeq, a predicted model, not a curated record
GACAGGCAGAAAGAUUUUUUCAUGCUUUACUUCCGUCCCACUGUGUGUAAGUAGUGCUCGAGCAGGUGGUUUAUCCUGUGUGAUUAGCAGCUGUAGUUCUGCCCCCAGAUAUGGCAGCUCAGCUGAAAAAAGUGCGCAAACUCUUUAUAGAUGGAUGUAAUGCCGCAAUUAUCAACAAUUUACUAGAUGAUUUGCUGGAUAAAAGUGUACUAACAGAUUCUGAAGUGGAGUACAUCAAUGAGUGCAAUGCCAUAACCAAGGACAGAUGCCGGCGUAUGAUUGACAAUAUAAAGAAUAAAGGAGAUUAUUCUAGCAACAUUCUUCUUCAGUGCUUGGUGGAGAAUCACAAGACGCUGGCCAAAAACAUGGGACUUGAUGUUUCAGAAUCAGCUAUUGCACCCCAACCCAUACUAGAGCAGAAUAAGAAGACAAAUGAGAACACAGUUUCAGAACCUGCUAUUGCACCCCAACCCAUACAAGAGCAGAAUAAGAAGACAAAUGAGAACACAGAAAUCAGCAGCGUGAUUCAUUGUUCGGAUAAAGAUUUCAAGGAAAUUCAUGACACUCAAGGAGAUAAGAUUUAUGAAAUGCGGAAGCGUGAAGGACGGAAGCGCUUGGCUCUAAUCAUCUGUAAUGAAAAGUUUGAGACUCUGACUGAGCGCCAAGGGGCCAAGGUUGAUCUGGAUGGGAUGACCAAAUUACUAAAUGAAUUAGGAUACCAAGUCCUUCAAGAAACAAACUUGGCAAAAGAGGAAAUGCUGAAGGUGUUGAAGGAGUUUGCAGCCCGGGAGGAGCAUGUGGAUUCAGACAGCACCUUCAUAGUACUGAUGUCUCAUGGAGAUAAGCCAGGAGUCUGUGGGACAGACAGCAAGAAGAUAGAACAUGAAAAAGGACAGUGUCAGGUGACUAACCUGCUACAGACGGAUGAAAUUUUUUCUAUAUUCAACAAUAUCCAUUGCCCGAAACUGCGGGACAAACCAAAAGUCAUUAUUAUUCAGGCCUGCCGUGGGGAAGAAAGAGGCCAAAAAUUAGUCUGUGAUGCUGUGGCUUUGCCCCCAGAGGAACAAUUGGAAGAUGAUGCACUCCAUAGAGUUCAAAGAGAGACUGACUUCAUUUGCUUCUGUUCUUCAACCCCAGAUACUGUUUCUUGGAGACAUCCUACCAUGGGUUCCUUGUUCAUCACAGGUCUGAUUAAAAAAAUGAAUGAAUUAGCCCAUUGCCAGCCAUUGAUGGACAUCUUCCUUGAAGUACAAUCCUCGUUUAAGGGUCAAAGGCAGAUGCCCACACAAGAGAGGAGUACGCUGACAAAGAAAUUUUACCUUUUCCCAGGCCACUGAUGUAAGGUAUCAGUCAAUGGAUCCAAGAAUAUCAAGACCUUUGAAUUUAGAAUGUCUUUUUCUCUGCAGCAAGAUAAGGUUGGGUGUUUACGGGUAACUCUUAAAUCGUUUCAACAUGAUGAUAGCGUCUAAAUGGUUCUUUUUAACUGUGCCUUAAAGCAAUGAGCAAUAUUAACAAAUGUUAAUUGCAAAAAGGUUUUAUUGUGUAAAAUAAAUGUAACUAGAAGAUGAAA